GUGUUGCAAUUUAUAUUAUAUUUAUAUUAUAUUAUAUUAUAAUAUUUAAUGUCAAUAUUAUAAUCAAUAUUGUUAUUAGCAAUUUAUAGCAUUUAAUUUUGAAAAUCUAAAUUUUUUUAAAUACACAAGAGAUCAUCGCGAAAAUUCUGUUUGUUAAAAAUAAAAAACGAUGUUUAAUGAAUGGAAGUGAAAAAUCUAUCUAUAUAGUGAUAGAAAGUCGAUUCAAGGAUAAUAAAAAUAUUUAAAAAAUUCUUCAGCUGAUAGUGACUAGAAAAACAACAUAAUUUGCUAGUAACUUUUUAAUACUACAGGUAUACCAGCAACUCCGCAUGCGCUUUAUUCCAAAAAAGAACCAUCAGCCAUAUUGGUGUGUUGUAUCGCUGUCCUCAGUAAUUUCAGAAGAUCAGUGAGUAAAUAGAUCAUCAUGACGGAUUCCAUGAAAUUUGGUCCAGAAUGGUUGCGCAAUCUAUCUGGAGACACUUGCAAUAAUAGUGGUGGUGGUGGAGGUACUACAAGUUUAACUACUCCACGUUAUCAAUUAGCUGAACAUAGAUAUGGGCGAGAAGAAAUGUUGAUUUUAUUUGAUCGUAAUUGUAAACCUCCUGAAUUAUUGACAAAUUUCUCAUCAUUAUAUGUUGAGAAAACUCAACUUCCUUUGGCUCUUAUACAAAUGACAGAAGAUGAAACGCGAAUGUGGAAUGGAGGAAUAACUAAUGGUGGUCGAGGAAGAGGUGGAAGUGUGGAUCGUGGAGGGCGAGGAAGAAAUGGAAGAGGUAGUUUAUAUUCCUCUCAUUAUUCCCGUGGUGUUGGUUUUGAUGAUUCAGGAGAUGGAUCUCGAAUCGACAGUCAAUCAUUUCAAGGAAGGAAUCGCCCAUUUGAUAGGUCUCAAAGUGAACGUAGUUGGUCAGAAAGAAAUGGGGCUUCAGAUCCAGGUGAAUGGAAUGGUUCUACUAGUCCUAGAAAGGAAUUAAGUCGUGGAGCUAGUGGUAGUUCUCUUAUGGAAAGUAAUUGGCGACGUCAUCGUGGUGGUACAGAAGACGAUGAUGGUUGGCGAAAAUGGGGAGGCAGAAGUAGUUGGCGUGAAAGUGGGAGCAUGGACAGAGAUAGAUUAGAGAGAAAUGAAGGAGAUAGCGAAGAAGGACGGAAUAGUGGUGGUAGAUGGGAACAUCGUGGAAGUCAUAGAGUCACACACGAUUCAAGCCAUCAUCCACCCCCUCGUACAACACGUACUUGGGAAUCAAAUCAUGAUAAUAAUCAUGACAAUCUUCCUGAAUGGGCUACUGAAAAUCCUAGUGAAAGUGGAGGAAGUUUUGAUGCUUCAGGUGCAUUCCAUGGUGGAAUGUAUUCAGAUGAUGACGAAGAUGGAGUGAUUAGUGCAGGUGGUACUCAAGAAUCAAGGACUCGACGUGUUUCUGAAGGAAGUGCUGCUAAUAUAAAAAAAUCUGGUAGUAAAUCUUUAUCCUAUAGCUCAACUCAAGGACAAAUAACGAGUCGUAAUACCAAUAGUAGCACUAGUACAAUAAACAAAGAACGACCGAAGUCCUUGCAUCCACUCGAUGAUAAAAAUGAUUGUGUCAAUAAAGAAAGGAGAAGUAGUUCUCCAGGGAAACUGCCUAUUACAAUAACAGAUAGUACUCCUACUAAAACUUCAGCAUCAUCUGAAACUCCACAGAAAAGAAAUACAGUAGUGGCAAGUACAGAGCAAAUAGAAACAGAAAAAAUAACAUCUAUGGAUUCAGAAACAAAUAAAUCUCCUAGUAAAGAAAAGAAAAAAGAAGAUGUAGAAACAGAAACAAAGAUGGAUUCUAUUUCUGUCACUGCAAAAAAACAAGUUCCAUUACAAAUAGAGUCUCAAAAAGUAGGUCAUAAUACGGAAACAAAUGAUGUGAGACAAAAGUCGGAAGACGAUUUGGAUAGAAUGAAAGAAGAAGCUGAUGCAUUAGUUGCUAAAUUGAUGGCGGAUGAAGAAAACCAUAGGGAAAAAACAGCCAGUAUACCGCCUUCUAUUGGUAACCAACCUUCUACAGUUCCAUCUACAAAUGGACAGGAGAAAUGGUUUUACCGUGAUCCACAGGGUGAAGUUCAGGGUCCGUUCUUAGCAAGUGAAAUGGCGGAAUGGUGUAAAGCUGGUUAUUUCACUGCUGGAUUAAUGGUAAGAAGAACUUGUGACGAGCGAUAUACCACAUUAGGAGAUUUAGUAAAAAUGUGUGGUAGAAUACCAUUUACACCUGGACCUCCUAUUCCUCCUUUAAAGUUAGCAGAUCAGGUAAUACCACCUGUUCCUAACACUGUACCAGCUGGUAUGAGUGCAUUAUCAAAAACUAGUAUAGAAGAUCCCCUUCUUCUGCUGCAGUAUCAACAUAUGCGUUUGUUACAAAAUCAACAAUUGCUUUUGAGACAAAUGCGAACGUCAGCUAUAGCGAAACUUUCUCAAUCUGAACAUUGGGCAAGUUUAAGUCCUAUGGAACAAAAUCAAUUGAUUUUUCAAUGCGUUAUUCAAGAUUCAGAGAUUCCAGAGGUACCAAUUUCUACAAAUCCAUUUGUACCUCAUCUUUCAUCUCAAGCUUCAAAUCCGGUUAUGCAACUUUUCACUCAAAUGCAACAGGCUAAAACGCAACCAGAAACUCAUUUAACAUCAAAUCCACAUUCAACUACAGCAACACAUCCACCUACAGUUGAUCCUAUACAACAACUUAUACAACAAAUGGGUGGUAUGCAAAAUAUACAGGGAAUUCAACAGUCAAGUACACCAACUGCGACACAAGAAGAUAAUCCCAUAAAAUCCUUAUUACGUCAACUGAAUGUUAACGCAAAUGGUCAUCCACAAACAUCUCAUAUUGAUACGGUUUGGCCACAACCUCCACCACAGAUAAAUCCACAAUUUAAUGCACAGAAUUGGUUAGCGCAAGUUGGACCGAUACCAGCUGUUCCUCCUGGUCAAUUACCUACAUCAUUAUGGGAUUUGCACACUAAAGAAAUAAAGACUGAACAACAAAUAUUGGAAGAACAGAAUCUUCGAUUACAAGAAGAUAGAAAGAAAGAAGAACUUCGAAAACAAGAGGAAUUACAACGUCAAGUUGAAGAAGAAAAUGCGAAAAGAAAAAAAGAAGAACAAGCUAAACAAGAAGAAGAAGAAGCAAAACGAAAAGAUGAAGAAAGAAAGAAAAAAGAAGAAGAAAAAAAACGAAAAGAAGAAGAGAAACGUAAACAAGAAGAAGAAAGGAAGAAAAAAGAAGAAAAGAAACGUAAAGAAGAAGAAAAAAAGCGAGAAGAAAAACGAAAACAGGAAGAAGAAAAUUUAAGAAAAAAACAAGAAGAGGAAAAAAGAAAAAAAGAAGAACUUAAAAGACAAGAAGAAAAACAGAAAAAAGAAGAAGAAAAAAGAAAAAAAUUGGAAGAGGAACAAAGAAAACAGGAAGAAGAAAGAAUGCGAAAAGAAGCAGAAGCACGUAAACAAGCUGAAGUUGAAGAACAAGCUCGGCGAGCAGAACAAAGGCGACGAGAAGCAGAUGCACUUCGUAGAUUACAAGAACGAAGUAAAGCACCAUGGGCGCAAGCACCUCGAGCACCUACUCCGGCAACUCCUGCUGCUUCACUUGCUGAAAUUCAGAGACUUGAACGAGAAAAAAAAGCGGAAGAACAGCGGUUUCAACAAAUAAUGCAGCAACAAUUAGCACAGCAGAAAGCCAUAGAAGCAGCGCAAGAAGCAUCGGUAACUGAUUCUUCUAAAAGAUUGCAAUUUAAAUGGGCAGAAAAAACUACGAGUUCUACCAAAUCUAUACCAGUAAAAAGUCUCGCUCAAAUUCAACAAGAAGAGCAGGAACGGAUCGCCAAGGUAAAGCAGCAAGAAAGGGAACGUCAAGAAAAGGCAGGACAAAAAGAAUCAACGAACGUACUGCAAAAUGCUGGAAUAUGGGGUACUGCAUCUCAAUGUUUGAAUUGGGCUAAUUCGAGUAGCUCUAAUAAUAGUCAACCUUGGUCGAACAAUAGUGGUAGUAGUGGUUUUUGGGAUGAUCCCACACCAAUCAAAUCUUCUACAACCGCGAAACAAUCUAUUAAACAAACUAGUACAGCAAAGGCUCCUACUGCCAAUCAGCAACAACAGCAAAGUAAUAAAGCAAAUAAAAAUAAAAAUAAACGGGAAGAAGAACUAGUAAAGAAAUUAUUUGAACAAAACACUGCCAAGACAGAUGAUUUUACGCAAUGGUGCAACAAAGCUCUGAGUGGUUUACAAGUCUCUGUAGACAUCCCUACAUUUGUUGGAUUUUUGCGAGAUAUUGAAUCUGCGUAUGAAGUAAAAGAAUAUGUUCGAGAUUAUCUUGGUGAUAAUAAACAAAGUUCAGAAUUUGCAAAGCAAUUUUUAGAAAAACGUAGUAAGUGGCGAUCGGCCCAACGACCUCAAGCACAAGCGGAUGAUUUAUGUAAACCAGCACCUGCUGUUAAUCCUAAUGCACCUACGGAAUUUCAGGAAGUAAAGGGAAAGUCAAAGAAGCCAAAGAAGGGAAAAAUGUACAAAGUUGAUAAUAGAAUUCUUGGCUUUAGUGUAACUGCAGCCCCUGAUCGUAUCAAUGUAGGUGAUCGCGAUUAUGGGGAAGGUGUUUGAAUUAAAUCUGACAACUCUAACUAUAUUACGGAAAUUGUGCAACGCUUGGCCCAACACAUGGUUUGUUAUUUAUUUAUUGUAAAUGCCAAAUAAGUUCUAAGGAACCCGUCGCGAGUACUUCGUUAAAAAUGUAUAAGAUUUUUCUAUAAUUAUGCGUGUAAGGAUUUUACCUUUCCUAUCCUUCAUUCGAUCAUUAAUGGGAACCUUAGAUACCGAUAUAGCGUGGCAUUAUUUCCUUUUCGAAUGUAACUGAAAGACACUCCGAAAAAAAAACUCUAUUGUAUAUACUACUCAAAAAAAGAUACUUCAUAAAGCAAAGCAAACUCAUCUUCUAUUUACGCGGUAUAUAUAUAAAUAUAAAUAAAUAGAUAUAUAUAUAUAUAUACACACAUACAUAUAUAUGUAUACUACUAUAUACAUAUAUAGUAUUAAUACAUUUUGUAAUAUUUCACUUUCAUCGUAAAUGAAGAAAUUAUGCCGAUCGAUAACUUGUACACGCGGAAACAUCGCAGUCGAAAGCAAUAUGUGCUCACGAUGGUGUUCAGCAAGCAAAAAUAAAUUAUAAAUGUAUGUUUGUGAUCAAAGAAACAUCGAUCAAGAACUGUGUUGAUGGGAUUCAUUGGUGUUUGCUUGUAUCGAAUGCACCAAGUAUGAUAUAUAAAUCCUAUGGAUUUCUUGCUUUAUCGCAACAUCACGAUAUCGAUACGAUUUUGCUUUGGAUUAUAUUUCAUUAUUAUGUUUUAAAAAAAUAAUUAUCUUACGUUUGAUACAUUAAAAAAUUUUUUUAACCAAUUUAUGACUAUUUUUAAAAGUAAACUAACGAUAUUUUGACUGAACGAUUGAAUGCAAGCAUUAAUUUGAAUAUUAAAUUACUAUUUUAGAAUAAAUUGCUCCUUACUCCGUUUAUAAAGCAAUCAUAAAAAAUAUUAAAAGAACUGUAUGUUUCAAGGCAGUGACAUUGUGAAAAAAAAGUUCUUGUACUUUCUUAACACUUUGAAUACAUUGGUAUAUUUAAAAAAAAAAUAGUAUUGCAUGUUAUACAAUGUAUAAAAAAAUAAACUAUCUUCCAUUUUCCUGUUUUGCACCAGAAAUAUGAAAGUAAGCUCGUGUAAUGUUAGGAAUGUAUUGUCGAUUUUGAAAAAUUACAACAUAGCACAUAAGAAAAUUUCAGAUUGAUUACUGCGUGUGCCUACGUGUGGAUCUCACUCUCGUCGGCAUAGCCUUCUUAUAUAUUGAGGUCAAUCUAAAUAUUUAACAAAGAAUUUUAUGUAAGAUUUAAUUAAUGCAAUAUCUAAAAUCAGUAUCUUUUGUAAAGUUUUAAUUAUAAGUAAACAUGUCAUGAAAUGUCCCAUCUUUAACAAGGAGUUAAAGGAGAAAACUUUUAGCAUCUGUUUGAAAAAUAUUAAUUUUUCUUUCUUGUUUUUUCUAAUUAAACUAAUAUAUUUGGACAAAGUGGCACGAAUACUCUGUUUUAUAAGUGCGGAAAAUGUUGUGACAGAUCUGACCGCUCUUAAUAUUAUAUGGUUGUUAAUUAAGGUUCAUUGAUCUUCUUCUAAUACAAAAAGUAUUCUUAGAAGAUCAUAGACCUUUACAUGAAAGAUUUAUGUAUAAAUAGAUAAAUGUACAGUAAUACAAGGAUAAUUAAAUAGACGAAAACAGAUCAUUGAUAUUGUAUUAAUAUUAUUAUUGUAUCUAACGUACAACAUAAUAAAAUAAAUAUUAUUAUAUUUUCAA
Molecule: messenger RNA, 6337 nt
Organism: Apis laboriosa (Himalayan honeybee)
Lineage: Eukaryota; Metazoa; Arthropoda; Insecta; Hymenoptera; Apidae
Gene: Gyf
Product: GIGYF family protein Gyf
Exons: 16
Coding region: 425-4603 (1392 amino acids)
Molecular function (GO): protein binding
Source: RefSeq, a predicted model, not a curated record